Messenger RNA from Beta vulgaris subsp. vulgaris (sugar beet), 759 nucleotides. RefSeq lists its product as uncharacterized. The transcript has a single exon. Lineage: Eukaryota; Viridiplantae; Streptophyta; Magnoliopsida; Caryophyllales; Amaranthaceae. The record is from RefSeq and is a predicted model, not a curated record. Bases 1 to 759 code for a protein of 252 amino acids.
AUGGUUGCGGGUCUCACUGAGGCUUAUAGUAGCGUCGGAACUCUUCUUCGCCAAAGUGAUCCUCUACCUCCUUUCUAUCAAGCCCGGUCCAUGCUUGUCCUUGAAGAGGCUGACUUGAGCAAGAAAACUACCAUCGGGGGUUCCUCUACUGCCUUGGUGGCCGGUUAUGGUGACGGCUCAAUCACAGAUUCUUCUACCAACCGAAAUUCCAAUGCUAAUAAAAAUAAGAAUAAUUCUCGUACUCAUAACAAUAAGCAUCGGAAUUCCGGUGGGCAGCGAGGGUCACAGACCGGCGGUACUGCCGGCGGCAGGGGUGGCCGGCAACCUGGCGGCGGUGGCCGCGGCACUGGCAACCAGCAGCAGCAGUUUGGUCGUGGUACGCAACAGCAGCAGUGGGCUCAACACCCUCCUUGGAUGAUGUGGCCCUGGGCUUACCCUCCUUGCCCGUACCCCACUUCAUCCUGGGCUCGACCCACUUAUGCGCCUAGGUCAGCAGUAGCAGCACCUGGACAACAACAUUAUGGGGUUCUUGGGCCUCGUCCUCAGGCCUAUUCCACUGAUACUCAGACCACGGACAUUGAGGCUGCAAUGUACACCAUGGGUAUUAAUCCACCGGAUCCAAAUUGGUAUAUGGAUACGGGUGCCACUUCUCAUAUGACGUCUUCCCAAGGUAAUAUGUCAUCUUAUUUUAAUUUGAGCAAACCUAAUGGUAUAAUUGUCGGAAAUGGUAAUAGUAUUCCAAUUCAUGGUUAUGGGUGA